GUGGGGGGAGGGCAUAGGUCGUGUUUGGCAGUUUAGUGGGCAGUGUGUAAACUAGUGUUACAUUUACCUUCAUCGUAAAUAGCUUCCCACACCACGGACAGAAGUAUUUAGCGUCGUGGUCCGGGUGCAUCUUGUGUUUAUAUUGCGAAGACAACAAUAAGUUAUAGCUAUGUUCAAAAAACUGGUUUCUGGAGUUCACAACACAACACGGUUUUAUUCUGGUGUAUCUCCAAAAAUAAAAAGUCGUAAAUAUGUAUUAACAAAAUAUUUUCAAGGAGAGCCGAAGAAAAGUGAUUUCCAGCUAGUAGAAGAGGAAAUCCCUGAAUUGAAAGAUGGAGAAAUUUUAACUGAAGCAGAGUACCUAAGUGUUGAUCCAUAUAUGCGUGCUUACAUGAUUGGUUAUAAAUUACCUACAGACAUGAUAGGCGGACAAGUUGCCAAAAUAAUAGCGAGUCGCAAUAAUGAGUAUCCUGUUGGUAAAUAUGUAUGUGGCUCUUUUGGAUGGCGCACACACACCGUGAUCAAUCCAGUUCAAAGAACAACCGGUCUCUUACCUUUGACACUUUUGCCAGACAUAAGUCCGUAUCCAAUUUCGAUUGCAUUAGGAAUUCUAGGUAUGCCUGGCAAUACAGCUUACUUUGGGUUGAAAGAAAUAUGCCAACCGAAACCAGGUGAAACAAUUGUAAUUACUGGCGCGGCUGGAGCCGUAGGUUCUCAUGUGGGACAAAUCGGAAAAUUAAUGGGUUGUCGGGUUGUAGGAUUUGCUGGCACCGAUGAGAAAUGCAAAUAUUUAGAACAAGAAUUAGGAUUUGAUCGUGCUUUUAAUUACAAAACUGUUGAUAUUAAAAGUGCUUUAAAAGAAGGUGCUCCAAAGCGUGUAGAUUGUUACUUUGAUAACGUUGGAGGAGAAAUAAGUUCAACGAUUAUAAAUUAUAUGAAUAAGUAUGGAAGGGUCGCUGUUUGCGGGUCUAUAUCGUCAUACAAUGAUGCUAAACUUCCAAAAGUCACAAUUUUACAACCAGCGGUUGUUUUGAAAGAAUUAAAAAUGGAAGGAUUUUUGGUAAAUCGUUGGACUGACCGUUGGGACGAAGGCAUUAAUGCCAAUUUAAUUUGGUUACGCGAAGGAAAACUAAAAUACCAAGAGAAGAUAUACUACGGAUUCGAUAACAUGGUUGAAGCCUUAGUAGGUAUUUUAAGAGGAGAAAACACAGGAAAAGCUGUGGUCAAAGUAAACUAAAAUAAUGAGGGACUCUCCAUGCCACGUUCCCUAAUAAAAAUAUAGAUGUGUUGUGUGAGUGCUGUCCAACGCUGCCUUCGUUUAUCGUUUUAAUUUUAUGGAUUUCAGAGAUAUGCAUCUUUUAUCUUUGGUUUUGGGAAGUGAAUGAAAUAAAAUUUUAGUAUUUGUCAGCCAUCUAUAAUUUGUUUGGGGAACGUAUCCCACAGUAGAUUUUACGAAUGCUUUAUAUUAUUUUCUUAAAUCACUUAAUACAUAAUUCUAAAUAAUCGAAAUCAAAUCAAAACACUUUGUGUUUCUUUUUUGAGUCCCAUACUCGUUCCUUUUACAAAAUUCUAGUAACAAUCAUUUUCAAAUGAAUGUAAGGCACAAACGUCUAUUGGUAAUUAUAUUAGCCUACCAUCUAAAAUUCCAGAUUUAGGUACUUAAAAAAAUAUAUUAGACGUAGCAUGGAAACCACACAUUGAGAUUUAUUAAAAGUAUAAAUUCGAAUUUGAUACUUACAACUACGCCAUCUGUUAAGAUUAUUGUUAACCUACUUACUAUCGGUUGAUAUUAUAUCGAUAACAGCUUCACGCCUCACGAAUUUGUAUACUGACUAAUAAAUGGUUUAUCAGUU
Messenger RNA from Pectinophora gossypiella (pink bollworm), 1853 nucleotides. Its product is annotated as prostaglandin reductase 1-like. The coding region runs from base 170 to 1237 and encodes 355 amino acids. NCBI's taxonomy places the organism in Eukaryota, Metazoa, Arthropoda, Insecta, Lepidoptera, Gelechiidae. The record is from RefSeq and is a predicted model, not a curated record. Gene Ontology annotation, molecular function: 15-oxoprostaglandin 13-reductase [NAD(P)+] activity; 2-alkenal reductase [NAD(P)H] activity. The transcript is spliced from 8 exons. Gene Ontology annotation, cellular component: cytoplasm. Gene Ontology annotation, biological process: prostaglandin metabolic process.